Molecule: messenger RNA, 2537 nt
Organism: Brienomyrus brachyistius
Lineage: Eukaryota; Metazoa; Chordata; Actinopteri; Osteoglossiformes; Mormyridae
Product: interferon-induced protein 44-like
Exons: 8
Coding region: 55-1014 (319 amino acids)
Molecular function (GO): GTP binding
Source: RefSeq, a predicted model, not a curated record
GACUGCAGCAUUUGAGUGUCAUUUGAAAAAGGUCUGCAAGUCGACAUCUGGAAAAUGGGAACUUUGCACAGUCAACCAUGGAGGAAUGUCAAGUGGAAAGAAAGUACAAAAGACAGUCUCAAGAAAUUUGUGCAAGAAUACAAACCCAUUAUUGACUCAGUACCUCAGGCUCGGAUUCUUCUCGUUGGUGAUGUUGGUGCUGGAAAAUCAAGCUUCUUCAACUCCAUCAGCUCUGUCUUCUGUGACCACAUAACAGCCCAAGCCAAUGCAGGAGACAAUCCCACCACCCUGACCAUGAAGUAUCAUACUUACCAGGUGAGGGAGGGCACAGGUGGACGGCCUCUCUCAUUCCUCCUGUGUGACACCAUGGGAUUGGAACAAACAGCUAAUGGAGGGGUGAACACUGACGAUAUUGAGAGCAUCCUGAAGGGCUACAUACUGGACGGGUACCAGUUUGACCCUAAAAUACCAUGGAGCCAAAAUGGUGAUCAAGCUCACGUUCCAUCACUUAAGGAGAGGAUCCACUGUGUGGUGUUUGUGGUAGACGCCUCAACACUUCCACUUAAGAAUUCAAAAGAUGACAAAGACAAAAAAUUUACUAAAAUCAAACACAAAGCUAACUUGCUUGAUGUCCCUCUAAUGGUUCUACUGACCAAAGUGGACAAAGUAUGCCCACACACAAGAAAGAACUUGAAGAACGUUUACUGGAGUAACUAUCUAAAGGAACAGAUCGAAAAAGCGAGUCGAUUACUGGGCAUCCAAGUGUCAAAUGUCUUUCCAGUGAGGAAUUACUUCCGGGAGACUGAGCUGGACAUGCACUGUGACAUCCUGCUUCUCACUGCAAUGCAGAAAAUGCUACACUUAUCUAAUGAUUUCUUGGCUAAUUUUGAGGAAGACACAGACAAAGCGCUCCUGUCACACUCUGGCACUCGGUACCAAGUCACCUGGAGUACACAGAGCAACCAGUUGAUAAACCAUAAUUCCCAAUUCCCAAUAAGGACUUCUAAGUCCUGAUUGGUCACCAAACACCAACAAACUGAGCUCAAACAUACAACAAACACAAUUCUCCUGCUCUAUUGGUUCACCUUUGCAGCAAGGUAAAAUCCACCCAUUUUGCUCAGUUUACCAGAAUCUGUCUCGACUGCUAGGCUCCUACUUGAGAUAUGAAUAUAGAUAUUGAUUACAUGACAUUGAAUCACUGUAAAUACUUGGUUGUCCUUUGAUUAAUGAUUAACAUAUUGAUGUGUUGUCAUUGAAUCACAGCAAAUAAAUGGUUAACAUAUGAUUAAUAUGAUUAUCGUAACAAUUACUUCUACAUUUGCACUACGACAUAGCAUGCUAUAUAUUGUCUGCCACAACUAUUUUAUAAAGCUAUAACUCGCUUCGAAUCUCUUCCUGCAGGUGGUCUCUCUCCCCCUUUUGUUCCGCCGUCUGCCUCUCCAAGGUCCGAGCUUUCUUUAGGGUCUGCGGAACUUACUGCAGGCAGCUAUGAGGAAGCGAGGUCACACGGUACUCAAAACAAUCUCUUCUUGCCUAAGGCCUAAGACAUAACAGACCCAAUAUGCCAACCUCCCGGGCCUACCAAUGUCCAGUUUUACUUCCACACUGGUAGUCUUUGUCAAGACGUCUUGAACACCCUACAGUCCAGUUAGGCCUCAUUCCCCUCAUCUCCUCGGCUACUGAUGGUGAAGCUGGUCUCCAUACCAAUGUAUAUGUCCUCAGCUACAUGAGCCAUGUAGCUCCCAGGAUUCUCUUCUACCAUGGCUACAGUCUGGAAUGCUCUGGGGAGAGGUUCAUGCACAACAUUCCGGUGAACUCCAUCUAUCAACAGAACCAUGAAGCUCCUGUUUAAAUCCAAGAGAGGCAGAGCCAGGAAGUCUUCCUACUUAUUCUUCAUUUGUACAGAUACAGGGGACCGAUGCACUAUUUUACACUGUCAGAUUAAUAACCAAAUUCUGAUGGCUUGGGCAUGACAGGGAGCAGCUCUGAGGAUGAGACCUUGUAGAUAAAGGUCACUCUAUGGAAGUGGACUGUGUGUAUGUCCACCUCGCUCCCCAAUGCCAGAAGGUGCCAGUCUGACAACAAAGUCCCAGCACUGCUGCUUGUGCAGACCCCCUAAGUACGAAGAAAACAUGCUGCUAGGAUUCUUUACAUAGAUGUAAGGUGGCAGUUAUGCUGCCUGGUACGACAAGCAUCUGGCUGUUCACAGCAUGUGCAGCAAUGAAGUGAGCAUUUAGGGGUCGCUUGUGCAGUGCUGAAGUUAAUGUUGCACCGAUCUGAUAUUCAGAUCGGUAUCGGCACUGAUCCAUACCUAAUUAGACGGAUCGGGUAUCAGCCGUAUACAACUGAUCCACAUCUGAUACUUAUUUUUCCUCAGUCUGUGAAAGGAUUAGCUCCUAUUUCUUGUUAAAUCUGUUUGUGCAAUCGGCUGCACAACAGCUGCUUCCCAUUUUACAGGCCGCUCAAGUUCAGCAAAACGUUUGGAGUGAGAUUUCAUCAGAGCCAAAACCUGUGGCUGAAAACUCCACUCCAUAUGC